UCGCCUGCUUCAUUUUAAAUCAGGAUUACACCUCAACAUGAGUGAUAAGGGCACCAUCUCAACAAAAGAGGGAGCAGAGAAGAGGGGACGUGGAAGACCAAGGAAACAGCCACCGGUGAAAAGUGCUUCUGAUGAGCCCAGUGGGUCCCCUACCCCAAAGAGGCCCAGGGGAAGGCCAAAAGGCAGCAAGAACAAGGGCAAGAAGACACCAGCAGCCUCAACUGCAGGGAUGAAACGCAGGGGAAGACCUAAGAAGGAGGAAAAGGAGGAACAGGCAGCCAAGGAAUCAUCAUCUGAAGAAGGAGAGGAGGAGGAGGAAGACCAGUAAACGUGCUACCUCACUCAACAUACUGACUUCCUGUCAACCAGAGCUGGUCUGAAUCUCCAAUACUGGUGCCACCCCAACCCCUGUUCUACUGUUCACUUUCUUGCCUUCUAGCCAAAGGAGGGUCAACAACACAGUUCAUCCAACCUCUAUCUGCAAAUGCACUGAAAAACCAAUGGAUGUUUCUCAACAAGCAUAAAUCUUACAAAGAAUCACAGGACAGGUGACAGACAACACUUUUUCUGUGUGUAUGUCAUGGUAUUG
Coregonus clupeaformis (lake whitefish) is the source of this 589-nucleotide messenger RNA. RefSeq names its product high mobility group protein HMG-I/HMG-Y-like. The record is from RefSeq and is a predicted model, not a curated record. NCBI's taxonomy places the organism in Eukaryota, Metazoa, Chordata, Actinopteri, Salmoniformes, Salmonidae. Gene Ontology annotation, biological process: regulation of DNA-templated transcription. The transcript has a single exon. The coding region runs from base 38 to 328 and encodes 96 amino acids. Gene Ontology annotation, molecular function: transcription coregulator activity; DNA binding. Gene Ontology annotation, cellular component: chromatin; nucleus.